Molecule: messenger RNA, 882 nt
Organism: Patiria miniata (bat star)
Lineage: Eukaryota; Metazoa; Echinodermata; Asteroidea; Valvatida; Asterinidae
Product: beta-4C adrenergic receptor-like
Exons: 1
Coding region: 1-882 (293 amino acids)
Biological process (GO): G protein-coupled receptor signaling pathway
Cellular component (GO): membrane
Molecular function (GO): G protein-coupled receptor activity
Source: RefSeq, a predicted model, not a curated record
AUGGUUGACACUUUGCAAGCCAUCAACACUGCUUUGCUGGUAGUCUGCGUCGCAGCCAUAGUUAGUAACAUCCUUGCCGUGGUGCUAUUUGCAUCCACCAAGCAGCUCCGCAUCAAGUACUACGGUUUCGCUUUCAACCUCGUGCUCGGCGACAUUGCGGCUCCGACCUUCAUCUUUCUGCACAAGGUCACAGUGUAUUUCCAGGUCCCUGUGGUGCAGUCGUUGGUGCGCACGUCCCUGUGUGCCGUUGAGUUGAGCAUCCUAGCGAUUGCUGUGAAUCGACUCCUAGCUCUGACCAUCACGCCCCCAGCUCGCUAUGAUGCCAUGGUGACACGCGGUCGCAUGCUGGCAGCUUGCCUGCUGAUUUGGGUCAUCUCUGCCGCCCUCUAUGUCCCCACCACUCAGGUACACACCCCGCUGGUGACCCGGAUGCUGCGACCGUCGAUCGCGCUGGUCAUCCUGCUUAUCACCGCUGUAUUUUACUGCGCCGUGUUCCGUCAAAUCGCCCGGUACACUCCACCGCUCGCAUCCACCACAGGCGUCCGGGCCGACGACGCUGUGGCCCGUGCGCGCCUCAGCCAGACGCGUCGAUUGAUGAUCACCUUCGCUAUUAUCUUAGUCACGUGCUUCGCUUGUUGGAUCCCGUACUGCAUCGCCAACUUCAUGCUUUACGUCAGUCGCAAGAGAUAUUCCGUUCAGCCCCAAAGCCUCAAGGUUUUCUACCAGCUCUCCGUCCUCCUACUGAUGCUCAACUCUCUCAUUAACCCAUUCAUCUACUGGUGGCGUAUCCGAGAAUUCCGUGACGGCAUGUACCGUUGGGUCUGCCUUGGUAGGGGCAAUGCUGAUCCUGAGAACGAUAUGGUUACUAUGCACACCUUCUGA